Castor canadensis (American beaver) is the source of this 1445-nucleotide messenger RNA. The record is from RefSeq and is a predicted model, not a curated record. NCBI's taxonomy places the organism in Eukaryota, Metazoa, Chordata, Mammalia, Rodentia, Castoridae.
UUUGAAAUUCCACUGGAUUUCAGUACAACAGCCAGCAGUACACACUGUUUUCUCCUCUUUCCUUCUUUCAGGUUUUCCCAUCAUAUGAUCCCCGGUCCUCCCGGUCCCCACACAACUGGCAUCCCUCAUCCAGCUAUUGUAACGCCUCAGGUGAAGCAGGAGCAUCCUCACACUGACAGCGACCUAAUGCACGUGAAGCCUCAGCAUGAACAGAGAAAGGAGCAGGAGCCAAAAAGACCUCACAUCAAGAAGCCUCUGAACGCUUUCAUGUUAUACAUGAAAGAAAUGAGAGCGAAUGUGGUGGCUGAGUGUACCCUAAAGGAAAGUGCAGCAAUCAACCAGAUCCUAGGCAGAAGGUGGCACGCCCUCUCCCGUGAAGAGCAGGCUAAAUAUUAUGAAUUAGCACGGAAAGAAAGACAGCUACAUAUGCAGCUUUAUCCGGGCUGGUCUGCAAGAGACAAUUACGGUAAGAAGAAGAAGAGGAAGAGAGAGAAGCUACAGGAAUCUACUUCAGGUGGGCGCCUUGUGCUUUGCGUCAAUGCUCAGCCUUCUGACACGCACCUUGUAAAGUAGUCAGCCUCUUCCUGCCUCUGCUUCCUCUGUGACUAUCAUGUGCGACUCUUUAACUCUGCUUUCCUUCUGGAAAUUCUUUUAAAAGACUUUUCUUUUAAAUGUGAAUGUGUAAAGGUAUAUGUGGAAAGUCUUUCCCAGCCCUGUCACCUGGAAUCCUGGCUGGGAACUGUGGUUGACUUUGUGUGUUAUGUGGGUUUUGUUUUGUUUUUAAUUAUUAUUAUUUGGUUGGUUUUUGCUUUAGUUGUCUGUAUUCUCUUUGCUUUAACACUUCUGCUUUUUUCUAUUUGCAUACUCCUUAAAAAUGUAACUUUAUGAUAAUUAUAUGAUAUGCUACCUUGUAUCCCUUCGAGAGUCUUUUCUGUGAUUGGGUUUUUAAGACUAGAGAACAUGAUAGAGGUUUAUCUUCCUUGUGUAUUGAUUCAAGGCACCAGUGAGGUCCCCAUUUUAUUCCCCUUUUUUCUUCCAUUAAAAAUAAGGUCACCACUUGUACUACACAAAUUAAAAAAUGGCUGGUAUAAGAACCAUAAAAAGUAAAGCAAACAGCUCCACAUGAUAUUGUAAGCUACUGCGUAUUUGGAAUGUACAGAAACCUCUUCUGUAAAAAUUUGUUAAAGACACAAUUUUCUGCAGGUACAGGUCCAAGAAUGACAGCUGCCUACAUCUGAAACAUGGUAAGAACGACUCUCUGGUCCUACUGCUGGCGGUAGCUGUAAACAGAGGCCCUUGCUUGUGAACCUUCUUGCCCACACCGAUUCCCUUCAGCAUCGCUCCUGAAAGAGGAAGGCUCCACCAAAAUGAAAUUAGUGCUUUAAAACUGAUGGUUUUUAUACCGGCUACAUACCUGUAAUACAGUGUGCUUUUUAUCUUGAUUC